Molecule: messenger RNA, 1146 nt
Organism: Lethenteron reissneri (Far Eastern brook lamprey)
Lineage: Eukaryota; Metazoa; Chordata; Hyperoartia; Petromyzontiformes; Petromyzontidae
Product: ADP-ribosyl cyclase/cyclic ADP-ribose hydrolase 2-like
Biological process (GO): positive regulation of B cell proliferation
Cellular component (GO): plasma membrane
Molecular function (GO): NAD+ nucleosidase activity, cyclic ADP-ribose generating; phosphorus-oxygen lyase activity
Source: RefSeq, a predicted model, not a curated record
CAGACACGCACGCAGAAGACCAAACCAGCGUAGUUGUUUAAAGAAAGAUAAAGAAAGAUUCAAUUGUUCGUUCCUACCAGCCCACCCCGCAGGGCCCUGUUUUUCCUUCUUGAAUGUUUUGGCAAUGGGCAGUUUUGUACUGUGGGGUCUGACGCUCGCGGUUGUGCCGUGGGGCUAUGGAUUUCCAGCAGAAUUCGUACCAGGAACCACCCCAAGCCUGCGAAGCAAGGUGACUGGAAGAUGCAGAGACUACGUGCAGAGCCAUCCUGACCUUGGGAAUAAAGAUUGUGAGAAGAUUUGGGAAGCAUUUUACAAUGCAUUAAUGAACAAAAAAAAUUGUAACAUCUCUUCAGAUAGUUACACGAAUUUCAUUAAUUUGGCACAUCAUUCUGUGCCACAAGACAAGGCACUCUUUUGGAGUAAAAGAAAAGCGUGUAAGCACAGAGACCGGAUCAGGUUUGAAGAAACGCUGAUGGGUUAUAUAUUAGAUGACAUGCACUGGUGCCCAACUAAAGAUGGUAAAGCUUUGAAUUAUGUAACUUGCAAAGGUUGUGAAGGUGUUGAGAAAAACUUCUGGAGGAUUGCUUCAACAUGGUUUGCGAAAUCCGCCACAGGUGUUGUGGGAGUGUUGCUUAAUGGUGGAGCUUACCAGCCAGGAAGUAUUUUUUAUGACAACGAGGUUCCGAUUCUUCAAUCUCCACGUGUGACUCAUAUGGACAUCUGGGUUAUCAAUAACGAAAGUAAUGAAGAGACAUGCGACUCUGGAACUCAACGUGAUCUGAUUGAUCAUUUAAAUCUAAAGGGUAUAGGAUCCACUUGCUAUUCUAACAAGACAUCGCCUAACACAGAGUGCGUGUACUUCCCUAAUGCACACGACUGUGAAAUUACCUGCUCUGUAUCAGGCUCGCUUAUCUUUUCAACAACCUUAUGACAGUUACCUAAAUGAGUGUGGUGCUAUUCAUGGGUUAUUCAUAGAACACUUUGUGUAGGAGACAUUUGUUAAUUUUGUCUUGCAUUCUGUAUUUGUGUGGCUUUCUUUAUUAUAUAAUUAUGUUACAUUUAUUUUUUGUUUGUUUAUUUUUGCUUUUCAAACAGUGUCACGUCAUGUCCAAUAAAUAAUUGUUUCCCUCUUAAAGUGUCCACCCG